AUGUUCAGAAGAUACUUUGAUAACUUUGAUAACUUUGAUAACUUUGAUGACGACUUCUUUGUGCCUUUCUAUGGCCGCAGACGGGGUAACCCUAGAAAAAUGAUUGGAAGCGGAAAUGAGGGUUUCCUGUCGUUAAUUCCCUUCCAAGAGAGAUCCUCUCUUGACGAGGGGUUCACUGUUAGCAACUUUGAAAUGAAGGAAGAUGCUGAUAACUAUAAGAUCAGUUUGGCUAUCCCAGAUAUCAAGCACAAGGAAGUCAAGGUGGACUUUGUUAAGAGCGAGAACAAGUUGUUGAUUCUGGUUUCUGAAAAGAAAGAGGAUAAGAACCAAUACUAUUCAUCAAGCUAUAGCCGGUCUAUGGUUCUUGAUAAGCGGGUUAAUGCCAAUGAUAUUAAGGCAGACUUGAAUGGUGAUGGUGUAGUCAUCGACAUUCCCAAAGCGGAAAGCGAUGUCGUAAACAUUUCUAUCAAGGGAAAUGGGGUGACCCAUUUAUUGGAUGCUGUCCCUGACAAAGGCGAAGAAGAAGGAGGAAAGGGUAAGGAGGAAAAGGGAAAAGCUGAGGCUAAGUAA
Molecule: messenger RNA, 570 nt
Organism: Lizanozyma spartinae
Lineage: Eukaryota; Fungi; Ascomycota; Pichiomycetes; Serinales; Debaryomycetaceae
Gene: HSP21
Product: Hsp21p
Exons: 1
Coding region: 1-570 (189 amino acids)
Source: RefSeq, a predicted model, not a curated record